AUGGACAGCAUGGACACCCCCAAAGGACGGGGGAAGGGCAACGUGCCCGAGCCACAGCCCAUCGCCCUGGAUGAGAAGGACUGGACCGUCCCGGUUGCACAGGCGCCCACGAAGACAGCGAACGGUGACUACCAGUCCUCCGUCUCGCUGCACUCCACGGUUGAUGCCGAGAAGUGGUGCUCCGCCCUGCAGCGCCAGAAGGGGCCGCUCGCCAUCCUCGCCACUGGCACGCGGAACCCGCAGUGGCCCCACGCCAAAGUGCAGAUCCCAGUCCUGAAUGUCCCACACGGUGCAAAGGUCCCGAGGAAGAAUUUCCUGGACGGGGUCAUCUACCAGUUCGGCGAGACUGAGGUUCAGAUGCGCACCAACCUCGCCCAGCUCGAGGCCGCGGACGGCACCGCGGUCUUCAUGCGCAUGACUAUUCACGAAGCCGACGCCCUCCUAGUCAACCCCACUAUAGAAGAGGUCUUCAGCAGUCAAUUCAGUGGAGCUGCGCCGAUUGUCACCGGCGGCAACAAGCGUGACAAGCUGGGCAGCACCGCAAACGAACGAUGGAAGCAGGCUCGACGGUCAGAUGCGAAGCUCUCCUUAGACGUCGGCCUCAAGGAGGUCAACAAGUCUACCUUGAGUGCGAUCUGCCCCGAUAUCGAGCUGCUGGACGACCCGGGCCGACUCCUGCGUGCAGGCGGGCAAGACGGCCAGCGCUCCCUCGGGGCCCUCUUGGCAAUCGAGACGUCUCAGGAGCUGGCCCUUCUCAAGUACUCGGGCUACCAGGGCAUUACCUUCGCCUUCUCAUACAUCGGGGCGUCGCCUGAGAAGCAGAAGGAAGCUCAUUCACUCGCCAAGUCGCACGAGGCCGCGCUGGGCAUCACGAAGGGCGUCCGCGGUCAGUUCGGACUCCGAGUUCUUCGGAGCCACCCACAGGCACCCGAAGCAGCUACAGCAAUCCGCGGCACGGCCGCGGCUCUAGCUGGCCGCAAGUGGAGGACCGGCAACAUUCCCAACGGACGCGCCACCAAAAGCCAAAUCCAAGAUUCUGAUCAAUCGGUCGGGUGGACCACCGAGGUCGCCCACGUCGGCUUCGACGCCACGGAGAAGACCAACUACGCCAUCGCUCGCUCCGAUACCGAGCCCGCCAACAAGUACUGGAAGUUCGGCGCGUCCAUCCCGUGGGUCGUCACGGAGAUCACCCCUGGGAAUCCCGCGGCAGGCAGGGGCGACCCUGUUAACGGACCCGCCGUCGUGCUGGCCGCGGCGCUGCCCGCGGCUACUCCUCCAGCACCGCCGUCAGGAACCACUCCAGCAUCUAUGGCAUCUGUCACGCCGCCGUGGCUCGCGGCGCUCCGAGGCAGGCCACCAGAGGUUCCAGCAGCAGCCGCCCAGCAGGACGCCGCGCCCGAGCCCGAGACCAAGGGCCCUAUGCCACCACCUGCACCUGUUCGACCCCCAGACGCUGAGCACCAGCGCUUUCAGGCUCUUGAAGCCAGCGCACGCGCUCAAGCGGCCGCUCUGGAAGCCAUGCAGACCACCAUCGCCAAGCAGGAGACCGCCACCGCCGCCCUCGGCGCCAAGCUCAACGACGUUGCCCAGACAGACCACAG
Messenger RNA from Prorocentrum cordatum, 1601 nucleotides. The record is from the annotation of a GenBank genome assembly. NCBI's taxonomy places the organism in Eukaryota, Dinophyceae, Prorocentrales, Prorocentraceae.